CGCCCGCGCGGGAGGGAGAGCGGGCGCGUUGGGCUCGGCCCGAUGGGGGUACUCGCAGCUUGCGGGGACGCCGAGCCGCACUGUCCUCUCGGCAGCCAGUGAGCGAGGGGGACUGAGCCUGCGCGGACCCCGCCACCUGGCCGCUCACCCGGCGCGGUUCCCGGAGCUCCCGGCAGGAGGUGAAGGCGCCCGGCGGCUCCGGAUGGCGUAGUUGCGCCGCGGCGCAGCAGCUGCUGGAGCUCUCGGCCGCCCAGCGCUGGGCGGGGGAAACUUUGGCUCCGCGUCCCUGCAACUUGCCGCGGCUGAGGUCCGCGGGGCGCGCCGCCUGCGAGGCAGUUUGAAUUUUGUGAGGCCGCUGCUGAUCUGUGCAGAUUGUGGUUAAGGGAAGUGACGGCAGGAGCAUUGGAGAAACGAAGAUGACCUCCCGUUGCGUGGUGGCCGUGUUUGCCCUUAUGAGCUCCUGUGUAGCCACUGCAGGUCCUGAGCCCAGCACCCGGUGUGAGCUGUCGCCGGUCAACGCCUCCCACCCCGUGCAGGCACUGAUGGAGAGCUUUACCGUCCUGUCAGGCUGUGCCAGCCGAGGCACGACCACGCUGCCGCAGGAGGUGCACGUCCUUAACCUGCGUGCUGCAGACCAGGGGCCCAGCCAGCCACAGAGAGAGGUUACUCUGCACUUGAAUCCCAUCUCCUCAGUCCACAUCCACCACAAGCCCGUUGUGUUCCUGCUGAAUUCCCCGCAGCCCCUGGUGUGGCAUUUGAAGACAGAGCGACUUGCUACUGGGGUUACCAGACUUUUCUUGGUGUCUGAGGGCUCUGUGGUCCAGUUUCCAUCAGGAAACUUCUCCUUGACAGCAGAAACAGAAGAGAGGAACUUCCCUCAUGGAAAUGAACAUCUGUUAAGCUGGGCCCGAAAGGAGUAUGGAGCAGUUACUUCCUUCACUGAACUCAAGAUAGCAAGAAACAUUUACAUCAAAGUGGGAGAAGAUCAAGUGUUCCCUGCCACAUGCAACAUAGGGAAGAAUUUUCUCUCCCUCAAUUACCUUGCCGAGUACCUGCAGCCCAAAGCAGCAGAAGGCUGUGUGAUGGACAGCCAGCCCCAGGACAAGGAAGUGCACAUCAUUGAGCUCAUCACCCCCAACUCCAACCCUUACAGUGCUUUCCAGGUGGAUAUAAUAAUUGACAUAAGACCCUCUCGUGAGCAUCCCGAGGUGGUCAGAAAUCUCAUCCUCAUCUUGAAGUGCAAGAAGUCUGUCAACUGGGUGAUCAAGUCUUUUGACGUGAAGGGAAACCUGAAAGUUAUUGCUCCUAACAGUAUUGGUUUUGGGAAAGAGAGUGAGAGAUCUAUGACCAUGACCAAGACUGUAAGAGAUGAUAUUCCUUCCACCCAAGAGAACUUGGUGAAGUGGGCUUUGGACAAUGGCUAUAGCCCAGUAACUUCAUACACCAUGGCCCCUGUGGCUAAUAGAUUUCAUCUUCGACUUGAAAACCAUGAGGAGAUGAGAGAUGAGGAAGUCCAUGCCAUCCCUCCUGAGCUACGCAUCCUGCUGGACCCCAGCUCCUUGCCUACCCUGGAAAACCCGCCCUUCCGGGGCGGGGGAGGCCGAAACGGAGGUCUCCCCUUCCCUUUCCCAGAUCUCUCCAGGAAAAGCCGGAAGGAAGAAGGUGAAACUAGGAUCCCCAGGCCGAAGGACCGGGUCAUCCCCAGCGUGCAACUGUUUCCUAGUCCCAGAGAGCCAGAAGAGGUGCAAGGGAGCAUGAAUGUUGCCCUGUCAGUCAAAUGUGACAGUGACAAGAUGACUGUGGCUGUAGAAAAAGACGCUUUUCAGACCAGCAGCUACUCAGGGAAGGAGGUCACAUUGUUGGAUCCUAGCUGCAAGGCCAGGCUGAAUGGCACCCACUUCAUCCUGGAGUCUCCACUGAAUGGCUGCGGCACCCGCCACCGGCGCUUAACUCCUAAUGGCGUGGUCUACUACAAUUCGGUUGUGAUAAAGGGGCUGACCCCCAUGGACAGCAGUGGCUGGCCUGAAGGUUAUGAAGACCUGGAGUCAGGAGACAAUGGAUUUCCCGGAGACAUGGAUGAGGGAGAGCCUUCCUUCAUUAGCCGUCCUGAAAUCCUGCCAUUUAAUUGCAGCCUGCAGCAGCCAGGGAACCCAAGUAGCUUCCUGGACCAGGCCAACGGAAACAUCAGUUUCAACAUGGAGCUGUAUAACACUGACCUCUUCCUGGUGCCCUCCCAGGGCAUCUUCUCUGUCGCAGAAAAUGGUCACGUUUAUGUUGAGGUGUCUGUCACCAAGGCUGACAAGGAGCUGGGGUUUGCCAUCCAAACAUGCUUUAUCUCCCCGUAUUCGAACCCGGAUAGGAUGUCUGAUUACACCAUCAUUGAGAACAUUUGUCCAAAAGAUGAAUCAGUCAAAUUCUACAGUCCCAAGAAGGUGCACUUUCCCAUCCCGCAAGCCGAGAUGGACAAGAAGCGAUUCAGUUUUGUCUUCAAGCCGGUGUUCAACAUUUCGCUGCUCUUCCUCCAGUGUGAGCUGACCUUGUGUACCAAGAGAGAGAAGGACCCCCAGAGGUUACCCAAGUGCGUGCCUCCGGAUGAAGCCUGCACCUCGCUGGAUGCGUCCAUGAUCUGGGCCAUGAUGCAGAACAAGAAGACAUUCACCAAGCCCCUGGCUGUGAUCUACCAGGCGGGAGAGACCAGAGAAAAAGGUCCAAGCAUUAAGGAACCGAGUCCAAUUUCUCCACCCAUCUUCCACGGACUGGAUACCCUCACCGUGAUGGGCAUUGCCUUCGCAGCAUUUGUGAUUGGAGCUCUCCUGACUGGGGCCUUGUGGUACAUCUAUUCUCAUACAGGAGAGACAGCAGGCAGGCAGCAGGUCCCCACGUCGCCGCCAGCCUCAGAGAACAGCAGCGCAGCCCACAGUAUUGGCAGCACCCAGAGCACCCCAUGCUCCAGCAGCACCGCCUAGCCCAGCCCAGCCACUGCCCACCAACGGCAAGGCUGGCAGGACAUCGUGGUCAGAUUCAGCAGGCUUGGUUCUGGUUCCCUUGUAAAGUGUGAGGGGAUUUCAGUAUAAAGAUCACCUUUUGCAUUUGCACCCCUGUACUCCCACUGCACGGUCGAUAGAAACAUGGCCCCCGGGCUUAUGUAUAACACACUAGAAUCGUGUAUGAGGAAGCUAAGGUGAUAGUCUGCUCCCCUAGUCCCUCCCAGGCCGGGGAAUGGGGUGGGGGAUGGGGUUCAAUGUGAAACACAUGCCAGUUUUGAAGAUGCUGCUUUGUCCGGGUGAGAACAUCCAUAAUUUGGGGCCCUCGAGUUGUACCCAGACUCGAGGAGUAGGUAAAAGGGAAGAGACAGACAGUAAAACCAAUGAGACAAUGCCACCAAAAAAGUCUCUCUGUUAUCUCAGCCAGGAUGGGAAGCACCGGAAAUGCUUCAAGGCUUUCUGGAAUGUUCCUCCUUGUCUGGUUGACACUGCAUCUGGCUGCUCCCUUCUGACUCUGUCCCCCGUGGGGAUGGAUGUGUUGGCUUGCUGCUGCCGCCGUUGGGGACUGCAUCUGCCACACAUCAGGGUGACAUUCCUUUCUUGUGCCCUGGGCCAAAACCAAUGCUGAUGACUGGCAGCUCCCUAAAUCUUCCCCACACCCGCACACACCGACUGCCAACAAAAAAUGUCUUAAUGCAAGCUUUAUAUUCCUUCUAGGUAUAUAGAAAUUGAAAAUGAUCCAAAUCGAAAAGUGCAG
Messenger RNA from Ochotona princeps (American pika), 3741 nucleotides. RefSeq names its product transforming growth factor beta receptor 3 (gene TGFBR3). Lineage: Eukaryota; Metazoa; Chordata; Mammalia; Lagomorpha; Ochotonidae. The transcript is spliced from 17 exons. The record is from RefSeq and is a predicted model, not a curated record. Bases 417 to 2966 code for a protein of 849 amino acids.